GAUCAACCGAUUUUGCGAUGGAUUUUUAUAGUCCGUAGAAUAUAUUGUAUUUACUCCGCUCGCGCGAAGGAUAUAAUGUAAAGGAUAUAAAAAAAAUAUCACAAUGAGUGAGAUUUCCGAAAAUAUUAAUCCAAAGCUCUACAAAAAAGCGAACGACAGAGAAAUCACAGCUGAGGAGCAAAACGAGGACAUCGCCGACGAGUUCGAUGCAAGGGAAAUAUUUGAUAUAAUUAGGAAUAUCAAUGAUCCGGAACAUCCUUUGACCUUGGAAGAAUUAAAUGUGGUGGAGCAGAGUCUUAUAGUGGUCGAUGACAAGGAAAACAAGGUUGAUAUAAAAUUCACUCCAACAAUUCCCCAUUGCAGCAUGGUCACUUUGAUCGGAUUGUCUAUUCGUGUGCAGUUGCUGCGUGCUCUGCCCGCUAGGUUCAAAGUCAGUGUGGAAGUUUCUCCCGGCACACACACCUCAGAAGCAGCGGUGAAUAAACAGCUUGCCGACAAGGAGAGAGUGGCUGCAGCUCUAGAAAAUUCCAUGCUGCUUGGUGUGAUCAAUCAGUGUCUGGCUCCAAGAAAUUAAAUGUACAGUCUAUACAGUUAUUAUUUCUAAUGACUUGGUACAAAGUAUGCUAUUCAAUGUAAAUACGUACUGUAAGAAGAGUUUGGACCUUGGAAUAGUUGUUCGAUUAAAGUACUUUUUAUUUAAUU
Messenger RNA from Pseudomyrmex gracilis, 702 nucleotides. RefSeq names its product MIP18 family protein CG7949 (gene galla-2). Lineage: Eukaryota; Metazoa; Arthropoda; Insecta; Hymenoptera; Formicidae. Bases 104 to 574 code for a protein of 156 amino acids. The record is from RefSeq and is a predicted model, not a curated record. Gene Ontology annotation, biological process: iron-sulfur cluster assembly. The transcript is spliced from 3 exons. Gene Ontology annotation, cellular component: cytosolic [4Fe-4S] assembly targeting complex.